Molecule: messenger RNA, 714 nt
Organism: Arthroderma uncinatum
Lineage: Eukaryota; Fungi; Ascomycota; Eurotiomycetes; Onygenales; Arthrodermataceae
Product: riboflavin synthase subunit alpha
Exons: 3
Coding region: 1-714 (237 amino acids)
Biological process (GO): riboflavin biosynthetic process
Molecular function (GO): riboflavin synthase activity
Source: RefSeq, a predicted model, not a curated record
AUGUUUACCGGUUUGGUAGAGAAGGUCGGCACUGUGACAGCGCUCGAUCCCCAGGAUGACUCCUCUACUGGCGGGGGUGGGACAUCCUUGACAAUUUCAGAUUGUGAAGAAAUACUUACCGACACCAAGUUGGGGGACAGCAUAUGUGUUAACGGCACCUGCUUAACUGUAACGGCGUUCGACAAGUCGUCAUUCAAAGUCGGGGUUGCUCCUGAGACCCUACGGCGGACGAAUCUCGGCUCCCUCAAGGCUGGAUCACCCGUCAAUCUUGAACGAUCUGUGCUAGCCACGACGCGGAUGGGAGGACACUUUGUACAAGGCCAUGUGGACACUACUGCAGAGCUCCUUUCGGUCACACCUGAUGGCAAUUCUCUGGUCCUAAGGAUGCAGCCUAAAGACCGGAGCUUGCUAAGAUAUGUUGUAGAGAAAGGGUUUAUCGCACUCGAUGGUGCUAGCUUAACCAUCACCAAGGUUCAAGACGGUGAAGAUGGUUGGUGGGAAGUCAUGUUAAUCGCCUAUACACAGGAUAAGGUCGUCACCUCAAAGAAGCAGCCUGGCGACAGUAUCAACGUCGAAAUUGAUUUGGUGGGUAAGUACGUUGAGAAAACGGUACAUGGUUACUUCGAGGGACAAACAAGCGGGGAUUCAGCCGCACUGGAGAAGAUGGUCGACAGACUCGUUGAAAAAAAGCUCAAGAGUAUGGGGAAAGCUUGA